CCCGAAACCCGCCCUAGUGAGCUGCCUGGGACUAAAGGGAGUGUUGCUUAGCAGGAAAUAAUCCAAGCCGUCAGUUUGGUGUUCGCUCGAGAAAUAGAAAUGGCAACUGGCGAGGUACAUUCAAGUGGUGCCCGUGAAUUUGAGAGCGUAGAGUUAGGGGAUAUUCGGAAAAAGAAGAAAAUCCCUCGGCGAGUUAUCCAUUUUGCAAGUGGUGAAACCAUGGAGGAGUACAGCACUGAUGAGGAAGAGGAGUUGCAAGAAAGAAAGGAUGUUUUGCCAGCAAUGGACCCGUCAAAGCUAACCUGGGCACCAUACCUAUGGUUUUAUAUGCUGCGUGUGGCAACAUCAACUCUUUCAGUUUGUGAUUUCUUGGGGGAGAAGAUAGCUUCUGUGCUGGGUGUCAGUACCCCGAAGUACCAGUACGCUAUUGAUGAAUACUACAGGAUGCAGAAAGAGACAGAAGAAGAGGAGGAAGAGAAUGAAAUGUCAGAAAAAGCCGAGCAGCAAUACCAGGAGCAGCAAAGCAAGAAUCCGAAGGAAAGCACCACAGCGACACAGCAGCCUGAUCCAACCGCCAGCUCCUUUGUCAACAUUAGCUUUGUCAUGGAAGAAGGGGAUGCAGUCAGUCUGUCCAAAAAGCAGGAACUUUCUGCUGUCCCCACCUAGGAGCCAAUGGCUUUACACUCUUUGUGCUGGGAACUGAAGGGAAACAACUCCUGCCAAAAACUUGGUGCCUUCCUCAGAGACUUCUGGCCAAAUAGAAGGUCUAGGCCCAUCCAGCUGUAAUUGGCAUAGAUCAGUACCUAUGAUGAUUCUGGCAUGCACUUUGUUAUUGAAGCAACAGGAAAUAUAUAUAUAUAUACCCCCCCCCCCCCCCCCCCCGUCAUAAUAACGUACUAGAUUGACAUUUACAAUUCUGCAGGGUCUUGAUGGAAGUUUCAUCGUUCGUUUCCUAUACACAGCUUUGUGCAGAUGAAACAUCAGGGUUAUUUUGUUAAUGUUUGAGUACAAAGCAUUACCAACAUUUGCUCUAUCCAAAGGUUAUAAUGUUCAAACUCCUUUUCUGUAAUGACAGCCCCCUCAUCAUCACUCUUGUAUAAAUAGUGGCACAAGGGUAACAAACAAAGGUCAGGAGAAAAUGUACUUUUUUGAACCUACAUGACUUAAAGGGAAACUCCUAUCAUUUCUAUUUAUUUGAAGGUUUUAUUUAACUGUGCCUUUAAGUUAUUGCAUAGUAUAUUCUGUUGCUUCAGAAAUUGCACCCAUUUAUAACGGGCAGGGUGCCUUGGUUGUUUUGUUAUUUACAUAUAUUAUAUAGAAACCCAUAGACUUGAUUGUUUCUAAUUAAGGACAAUAAAUGGCUAUGCCCCUUAAAGGCUCUGUUCUUAAA
Messenger RNA from Xenopus laevis (African clawed frog), 1390 nucleotides. RefSeq names its product family with sequence similarity 177 member A1 L homeolog (gene fam177a1.L). The record is from RefSeq and is marked predicted. Lineage: Eukaryota; Metazoa; Chordata; Amphibia; Anura; Pipidae.